AACCAUGAUCAAUCCCACUGAACGUGAGAGCCUGUCUAAUUGCAAUAGCGGUGAGGCUUUUGAGGACGACAACAAUCCAUCCGCCCCCUCAGCGGUCAAUAAUACACACAAUUCAUUAUCAUCCACCGAUACAGAGCCCAGUAGUGACCCAGAGAACUUAAAUAUACACCCUGUCCAGCUACAAUACACAUCUCAACUCAAAACACAACUAUAGUCAAGCAUGUGUCGCUGGAAUGCAGCUGGCAUUAUAUUUUUGCUCGUUGAGCUCCUUGUCCUGGAUUAAUAUGAAGCAAAGGUAAGCGACUGAGAUAUGUUACAAAAAACUCACCUGGUCUUCCUCCAGACUUUUCAAAGGCGAGAUGAUGACAAGUAUACACUCUUGUGAAGUAACAAAGGCAUAGCAAAGAGGCAUCCAGCUGCCAUCCAUAAGGUGUCCGGUUAUUGCAUUGUGCUCCGACAGACUGAAUCAACUUUGCGCAAGUUUCCUGCGAGGAGUAGUUGGUUUUUGCCCUUUAGGCUCCAGUGAGGAGCUUGUAGGAGUGUUUUAUAGCCUCAGCAUGUGAUGAAGGACAUGACAAGGCUGGCAUUGACUUGUCGUUCACUGAAAAUUGUCUCUGUUGCUUAUACUACAACUCAGAGUCACGGAUCAUAUUCUAUUUGGUGUCCUAAUAAGCAUGAUGACGAGAAUCUAAAACUU
Molecule: messenger RNA, 697 nt
Organism: Serpula lacrymans var. lacrymans S7.9
Lineage: Eukaryota; Fungi; Basidiomycota; Agaricomycetes; Boletales; Serpulaceae
Exons: 5
Coding region: 5-214 (69 amino acids)
Source: RefSeq, a predicted model, not a curated record